UGGCGGCGGCGCGGGCGGGCGGGCAGCGUUCGGGCCCUGCCCGGGCGGCGGCCCCAGAGCGGCGGCAGCUCCGCCCCCGCUGAGCGCUCCGAGCCGGCACCGCUCCGCCCGCCCCGGCCCCGCUGCGUUCCCCUCGGCCCGGCCCGCACCGUCACAGCCCGGCCCAGAUCGGCCCGCCCCGACACGGAGGCUUCCCGUGGCUCCCGCAGUUCCCCGCAGAAGCGCUAAAAAACCGCUGUAGUUUUUCCGGUUUUGGGUGUUUUGCUGUAGUUUUCUGGUCUUGCGGGACUCGGUGCGCGGGCAGCAUGGGGCUGCCGGCGCUGGAGUUCAGCGAGUGCUGCCUGGACAGCCCGCAGUUCCGGGAACGGCUCCGCUCCCACGAGGCCGAGCUGGAGAAGACCAACAAGUUCAUCAAGGAGCUCAUCAAGGACGGGAAGUCCCUCGUUGUCGCCCUCAAGAACCUGUCGACGGCCAAGCGCAAGUUCGCCGACUCGCUCAACGAGUUCAAGUUCCGCUGCAUCGGGGACGCGGAGACCGACGACGAGAUCUGCAUCGCCAAGUCUCUGCAGGAGUUUGCCACGGUGCUGCGGAACCUGGAAGACGAGAGGAUGCGCAUGAUCGAGAACGCCAGCGAGGUGCUGAUCACACCGCUGGAGAAGUUCCGCAAGGAGCAGAUCGGCGCUGCUAAGGAUGCCAAGAAGAAAUAUGACAAGGAGACAGAGAAGUAUUGUGGUGUCCUAGAAAAGCACUUGAACUUGUCUUCUAAGAAGAAAGAAUCCCAGCUCCAGGAGGCAGACAGCCAGGUGGACCAGGUCCGGCAGCACUUCUAUGAGGUCUCCCUGGAGUAUGUCUUCAAGGUACAAGAGGUGCAGGAGAGGAAGAUGUUUGAAUUCGUGGAACCUCUGCUGGCCUUUCUGCAGGGGCUUUUCACUUUCUACCACCACGGCUAUGAGCUUGCCAAGGACUUCAGUGACUUCAAGACAGAGCUGACAAUCAGCAUCCAGAAUACAAGGAAUCGGUUUGAAGGAACCAGGUCAGAGGUUGAGUCUUUGAUGAAGAAGAUGAAGGAGAACCCUCAUGAGCACAAAAACAUCAGCCCUUACACCAUGGAGGGUUACCUCUACGUGCAGGAGAAACGUCACUUUGGGACCUCCUGGGUGAAGCAUUACUGCACGUACCAGAGGGAAACCAAGAAGAUCACCAUGGUGCCCUUUGACCAGAAGUCUGGAGGCAAAGGGGGAGAAGAUGAAGCUGUCAUCCUCAAGUCCUGCACACGACGGAAAACAGACUCCAUAGAGAAGAGGUUUUGCUUCGACGUGGAAGCUGUUGACCGCCCUGGAGUGAUCACCAUGCAGGCUCUGUCUGAAGAGGACCGAAGGCUGUGGAUGGAGGCGAUGGAUGGCCGGGAACCGGUCUACAACUCCAACAAGGACAACCAAAGCGAAGGCACUGCCCAGUUGGAUAAUAUUGGCUUCAGCAUCAUCAAGAGGUGCAUCCAUGCUGUGGAGACCAGAGGGAUCAAUGAACAAGGGCUCUACCGCAUCGUUGGAGUCAACUCCAGAGUUCAGAAGCUGUUGAGUGUGUUAAUGGAUCCCAAAGCAGCUACAGAAACAGAAACAGAGAUCUGUGCAGAGUGGGAGAUAAAGACCAUCACCAGUGCACUGAAAACCUACCUGAGGAUGCUCCCAGGGCCACUCAUGAUGUACCAGUUUCAAAGGAGCUUCAUCAAAGCAGCCAAGCUGGAGAACCAGGAGUCGCGGGUCUCGGAGAUCCACAGCCUCGUCCAUCGGCUCCCAGAGAAAAACAGGCAGAUGCUGCACUUGCUCAUGAACCACUUGGCAAAAGUUGCAAAUAAUCACAAGCAGAACCUGAUGACUGUUGCUAAUCUGGGUGUGGUGUUUGGGCCGACGCUGCUUCGCCCUCAAGAGGAAACAGUUGCUGCCAUUAUGGACAUCAAGUUUCAGAACAUCGUCAUUGAGAUUUUAAUAGAAAACCAUGAGAAGAUCUUUAACACGGUGCCAGACACUCCAGCCCCCAACUCCCAGCUGCUGCUAUCUCGCAAGAAGAGCACAGAGUCGAAGCCUCCCUCCUGCAGCGAGAGGCCCCUGACGCUCUUCCACACCCCCCAGGGCAACGAGAAGCAGGAGAACAGGAACAGCAUCAUCAACUCCAGCCUGGAAUCUGUCAUCUCGUCGAAUGCCAACAGCCUCCUCAACUCCACCAGCGCUGCCCAGCCCAGCCUCACCUCCAGCGACCUCGAGCUCGAAGUCAUCAAACCCACCAGGCCCAAUUCACUCCCUCAGAAUCCAAGCCCAACGUCACCCCUCUCACCGUCCUGGCCCAUGUUCUCCGCGCCAUCCAGCCCUAUGCCCACCUCCUCUACGUCCAGCGACUCAUCCCCCAUCAGCUCUCCCCUGCGGAAGGCGCGGGCCCUCUACGCCUGCAAGGCAGAGCACGACUCGGAGCUCUCCUUCACCGCCGGCACCAUCUUCGACAACGUUCACCCAUCCCAGGAGCCUGGCUGGCUGGAAGGGACCCUCAACGGCAAGACAGGAUUAAUCCCGGAGAACUACGUGGAGUUCCUAUGACUCUGGGCAUCUGAAGGGCCACUGCUGAGCUUUCCAUGGUAUCCAUGGCAGCUGCUGGUGGCAUCCUGCAGACCACUUUGCUCUCUGCCGCCGUGCAGCGCGGGGCGAGCACCGCCCUGUGCCCGCUGAGAUGAAUGUUUGUGUGGAUAAUCUCCUUGGUGUCUCCUGUGGUGCUGGGGCUGUGGGGCGAGUGGUCCUGGGGACGCCUCACCUCCUCCAGCCCCGAGCAGAGGCAGGUGAUGCCCGAAGCCCAUGUCCCCGCUGGAAGCCCUCCCAGCAGCCAACAAACCCCAGCAGCGCAGCGGCUCUCUGCUCUGAGCCUGCAAACUCUGACCAGCAGGAGAGAAGCCACCACACUGAUGAUCCCUGCUGGGAGCCUGCAAAGAGCUUCAGUGGGAGCUGAGGAACCCAAACCCAUCGCCCUUCCCUCUGGAGAAAGAGCAGUCAGCAGUGAGGAGUCCUUUGCGCCCAGGCUCUUCGCUGCUUUCCAACCAGCCCAAGUGAAGCUCUCCUGUGCUGCCCAGGAGCAGCCCAGCCCUUCUCAUGCCACGGGGGAAGGGGUGAGGUGCUUGCGGCUGACAUCAAACCGCAGGCUGGGCCUGCAGCAGCAGCUGGGAUGAGGCUGAGCUCCCCUUGGCAGCGCCGGUGAGGUGGUGGCCGCCCUGCCCUGCCCCAGCAGAGAUCUGCUCUUGCAGGCGAGAGCGAGAUGCUCAGUGGGCUCUGCAGGGUGGGCACAGGGGUGGCUGAGAGCUGCCAGCGCUUGUCAGGGUGGAGGGGAGAAGAUUUUGGACCAAACCUCUCCAGGUCUGCUGCUGGAUUUGUUGAGGGUUCUGGGGUUUGUGAGGUGCAGGUCAGUGCUUCUUGCCCUUUCCUUCCUGGAGGGCUGUAGGCAGCUCGCCAGGAGCACCCCUCCUGUGGCUGGACUGAUGGGUUGUGUCUGCCCUUUCCAAAGCACAUCCAUCCACGCUUCUGUGAAUGCCCAGGCUGCUGCUGUGCCAUUUUGGAGCUGCGUUUGCCACUCUCCACCGUCGCUUUGUUGUGGUGGUCUCCUUGCUUGCAGCCUGGCACGUCGCCUGUCCGUGCCAAGUCUGUGCAGUACUGGUUGUGCAAGGUCAAUUAUUUCCAUCCUCACAGGACAUUUGUUGUUGGGGUGGCCAAGCUGUGGUCUACAAAGAACUAAGAACAAGCCCUUUGGCUCCACCACCACUCUGGUCCUGCCCUGCAGAAGAUGCUUGUGUCUCCAUGGAUGCGGCGAGUGGUUGGCAGAGUGAGUCUGCAAAUCCCUCACCAGUCCAGGAGGAAGAAACUCCUUACCGUGAGGGUGGGGAGGCACUGGACCAAAUUGCC
Messenger RNA from Dryobates pubescens (Downy woodpecker), 3935 nucleotides. RefSeq names its product Rho GTPase activating protein 26 (gene ARHGAP26). Gene Ontology annotation, molecular function: GTPase activator activity; protein binding. The transcript has 23 exons. Gene Ontology annotation, cellular component: cytoplasm. Gene Ontology annotation, biological process: signal transduction. The coding region runs from base 306 to 2588 and encodes 760 amino acids. The record is from RefSeq and is a predicted model, not a curated record. NCBI's taxonomy places the organism in Eukaryota, Metazoa, Chordata, Aves, Piciformes, Picidae.